UCUGUGUUUGUGUCAAGGGAUCAGAGUGCGUAGAACACGUAGAAUACUCUGGAAGGAUCUGGUCGGCAGGGCGGACACCCGCAACCAAAGCAGAAUGGAUCCCCACACCGGUGAUGUGACUCGAUGUGAUCUGUGUAAAACUGCUGAGGUACACGUUCAUUGCGAUACCUGUAUCGUCAACUUAUGCAAAGUCUGUGUGGGAGAACAUGUUUCAACUGAUGAAUCCAUUGAUCACAAAAUUGUCAAAUUCCAGGCGAGAAAAUCCCUCUCCCUCUCUCCUGUGUGUACAGCUCACAAGAAAAAACGAUGUGAAAUGUACUGUACAAAAUGUGACAUUCCUGUCUGCAUCACUUGCAUUGCAUCUGAUCAACAUCUAGGUCAUAAAUUACUACAAACUGCACAGUUUCUAAAGGAAAAGAAAGAAAAGAUGAUUGAAGAAAAAAGGGAAUUGAAUGAAUCCAUUUUCCCAACCUACCAGCACAUUGCCUCUGAUGUACAAAACAGAAUGAGUCAGUUAGAAAAGGAAUAUGGAGAUCUCUCAACAGCCAUAAAAAAACAUGGAGAAGAGUGGCACAGAGAAAUUGAUAAACUCAUGAAUAAACUGCAGACUGAAGCUGAUGAAUUGAAAAAUAUGCAAUUACAAAUCCUGCAGAAACAUUUGGAUGACGUUAACAAGAAGAUUUCUGACAUCAAGGAUGAAAUAAACUCAAUCCAAGCCACCUUGGACUCUGAUGAUUCAUCUGUGGUUCUCGACGCUGUCUUUAGAAUUGAAGACUACAGGACAGUCCCACACAAAAUCAUUGUUUCUUUGCCAAAAUUCAAUAUGAAGAAGUUCCACGAGGAAUUAUUCGGUACAUUGUCGUCUAUUCCAUCAACAUCAGAGGAACACGGCUACAGCUUGAAGAAGAUGCAGAAGCCCAUAAAAGUCAGAAAGCUGCUUGAUGAACCAGAGAUCGUCACCACCAUUGACUCGGGAUAUGUGGACCUCUGCAACGUAGCCUGUCAGAAUGACGAAGAAAUCUGGACAAGUGGAUACGGCAAAACAAUGAAACUCUUCAGCAUCAAUCGGGGAUCACUACUUACUAAAAUAACAACCAAGUCAGGCAACACACCGACAGAUAUAGCAGUGACAGACAGUGAAGAGCUCGUUUAUGCCGACUGCAGUGAUAAUUCGGUGAAUGUUUUGAAGAAUGGAGAGAUAGAAGAGGUGAUCAGACUUCAGAAGUGGAGUCCUCGUGGUAUUUGUGGUACCUCCUCUGGUGAUCUCCUCGUCUCAAUGGAAAACGAUGACUUCACUCAGUCCAAAGUUGUCCGUUACUCUGACUCCACAGAGAAACAAACCAUUCAGUUUGAUUUUAAGGGCUUACCAUUUUAUUCAUUCACCAAUAACACUAAAUACAUUUCUGAGAACAGGAACCUGGAUAUCUGUGUGGCUGACUACAUAGCUGGAGCAAUAGUUGUGGUCAGUCAGGCCGGGAAGCUGAGAUUCAGGUACACUGGACAUACUCCUGCUCCAAAGAACAAACCUUUCCAUCCGGUAGGAAUCACCACAGACAGUCAGAGUCACAUCCUUACAGCUGAUUAUAACAAUGACUGUGUCCACAUCAUAGACCAGGAUGGACAGUUCAUCCGUUAUAUAAACUGUGGACUGAAAUAUCCCUAUGGAUUGUGUAUAGAUAGCAAUGACAAUCUGUUUGUUGCUCAGUACAAAAAAAGCCAAGUGAAGAAAAUCAAAUACCUGCAAUGAAAUCCUGAUGCCAAAUUAGAGUCACAUAAUUGAUGAUUACAGUAAAUAACAUAACUGAAUUAUAUAUUUCUGCUUUCUCAGAACUUUCUUUACAGAUUAAAUCUUGGGAACUUUGUAGAGUUGCAAACAACCUCAAACUGAAGCUCACGUCAAAUGAAGUAGUGAUAGGAAUAUUUAAAUCUCAAAGUGAAUUGUUGUAAAAAUAUAAAUGUAACUUUAACUCUUAUAAAGCAAAUGUAUUGUCAGCAGUUAUAAUAACCAGAAAUUGUUAUUAUUGUUUUCAAAAACAAUAAAAUAACAGUCGAAAAUCUUUAUUCAGUGAAUACCUCCAAUAUUUAUUAAAAUAUACCACAUUAUAAACUCUUUGAAUGUGAAAAAUGUCUGAUAUAUACUGU
Saccostrea echinata is the source of this 2142-nucleotide messenger RNA. RefSeq lists its product as uncharacterized. Lineage: Eukaryota; Metazoa; Mollusca; Bivalvia; Ostreida; Ostreidae. Gene Ontology annotation, biological process: positive regulation of DNA-templated transcription. The transcript is spliced from 2 exons. The record is from RefSeq and is a predicted model, not a curated record. Gene Ontology annotation, molecular function: zinc ion binding; protein binding; ubiquitin-protein transferase activity. Bases 95 to 1747 code for a protein of 550 amino acids. Gene Ontology annotation, cellular component: chromatin; nucleoplasm.